This is a messenger RNA of Acanthosepion pharaonis, 495 nucleotides long. NCBI's taxonomy places the organism in Eukaryota, Metazoa, Mollusca, Cephalopoda, Sepiida, Sepiidae. The record is from the annotation of a GenBank genome assembly.
AUGCGUACGAAGCCUAAGUUAACACAUAUCAGACUGGUACAUCGACACAUUCCCAGCGACACAGCGUGUAUACACAUAUGUGCUCGCACGAACCACGCUGAGACAGCACUGGAAGGCAAAGCAGAUACGUUUUUCGAUUUCGACUUCAAAAUCUUUACAUUUACGUGUUUUGUCACAUUCCUUAUAUAUAUUUUAUCCGGUGUCACUUCUUUCUUUCUUUCUUUCUUUCUCUUUUUCUUUCUUUCUUUCUUUCUUUCUUUCUUUCUGUUUUUUCUUUUUCUUUCUUUCUUACUUUAUUUAUUUCUUUUUGUUUCUUUCUUUCUUCCUUUUGUUCUUCCUUUCUGCCUUUCUUUCUCUUUCUUUCUUUCUUUUUUUCUUUAUUUAUUUAUGUCUUUCUCUCUUGCUUUUUUUUUCUUUCUUUCUCUUUUUUCUUUCUCUCUUUCCUUAUUUCUUUCUUUCUUUAUUUUACUUUAUUUUUUUUAUCUGGUCUAUUAA